Formica exsecta is the source of this 861-nucleotide messenger RNA. Its product is annotated as splicing factor 45-like. NCBI's taxonomy places the organism in Eukaryota, Metazoa, Arthropoda, Insecta, Hymenoptera, Formicidae. The transcript is spliced from 2 exons. Gene Ontology annotation, cellular component: precatalytic spliceosome. The record is from RefSeq and is a predicted model, not a curated record. Bases 408 to 857 code for a protein of 149 amino acids. Gene Ontology annotation, biological process: mRNA cis splicing, via spliceosome; alternative mRNA splicing, via spliceosome.
ACCGCGUGUAGAGUAUAGAAGCCUUUUAUAUACGAUUAAACGACGCAACAAAACUCAUUUUUUUCCAAUAAUCGCGCACUAGGCGAUUAAGAAUUAAGAUUAAGGUCGUAUCAGACCUCAGACCACGAUGUAUCAUAUAUCAGACUGUACAUUGACAGACCCAAAAUUGAGAUCAAAGAUUCAAGAUUGAAAUUUGACCAAUCAGGACAAAGAAAUUUUAGUUCCUUUUGUUUCGAUUAGUCAAAUUCCGAUUAAUCAAAUUCCAAUCUUUAAUCUUCAAUAUUUAAUGCGUAGGCGUAUAUGCCGAGUGUACAGCUGUACAGUGUAUAUACUGUCAAAAGGUUUACUUUUAAAAAUUGAGGUUACGUUUGAAUUAUUUUCGGUGUAAUAUUGAAAUAAAGCUCGUCAUGUCUUUGUACGACGAUUUUGACAAGCAUCGGACUUCGGAGAAGGUCGCUGGAUGGUCUUCUGGUAUUAAAUUGCUGCAAUCGCAAUUGCAGUUGAAGAAGGCCGCCACAACACAGCCAAAGCGUGAGCAAUAUAGGAAGGCUAGUGCGGUGCUAGCACCAGUGAUAGACUUGAAAUCAAAGACUAACCGCGAUGUCGACAGAGAGGAACACGAUAGCACCCAUAAUAAUCCAUUAUCCACCGGUAGUGUGAGCAGUAUAGGAAUAGGUGAUGAAUUCGAUUGGAAUGUGGUAAAUGAGUAUGAUCCCAUGUGGCCCAAUGAAUAUGAGAAAGUUGUGAAAGAAUUGCGCGACAUCAGAGAUAGGGAGCAUGAGACAGAGAUGCGCAAACGUAGGAGGGAUAAUACUCGCUUCGAAGAUACUCAAGUAAUAAAUGAAAUAAGUCUUUAAGUAU